Aspergillus ruber CBS 135680 is the source of this 3441-nucleotide messenger RNA. Its product is annotated as putative mucin family signaling protein Msb2. Bases 1 to 3441 code for a protein of 1146 amino acids. Gene Ontology annotation, cellular component: plasma membrane; cell surface; extracellular region. The record is from RefSeq and is a predicted model, not a curated record. NCBI's taxonomy places the organism in Eukaryota, Fungi, Ascomycota, Eurotiomycetes, Eurotiales, Aspergillaceae. Gene Ontology annotation, biological process: hyperosmotic response; osmosensory signaling pathway via Sho1 osmosensor; fungal-type cell wall organization. The transcript has a single exon. Gene Ontology annotation, molecular function: osmosensor activity.
AUGCUGCCCAAAACUGUCGCCGUUUUCGCGGCCUUCCUGUCCAUGGGGGGUCUAGACCUCGUCGACGCGCAACCCGAGCACCUUCCCAACAAGAAAGGCCUCAUCGAUGCCCUCACAGGCAACUCCGCCCCGCAAUCGCAGGAUUCCAACGAGGGCGCAUUCAACUCCCAGAGCAGCUCUGGAAUCCUGGGUAACAUCUUUGGUGGUGGUGGUGAAUCCAACACUCCCGAGCCAACGAUUUCUGCUCCGCCAACGAUUGUCUUGCCCUUGACACUUUCCGUCGAUCUCAAAGGUCAAACGCACACCAUCACCGGUACGCCUUCCAGUGCGCCUGCUGGUGCCUCGACAGUCACCAGUUCGAUCUGGACCUCCGAGACGGCCGUUUCGAGUGCUCCCGCUUCGUCUGUUGCCAUUACCCCAACCGAAGAAACAUCCGAACCCGCUUCCCCACCUCCUACGUCGUCUCCAGCCCCGUCCUCUCCUGAGACAACAACAUCGAGCAGCCCCGCCCCCAGCUCGAGCGACGACAGUGAUAGUGGCCUGCUUGGAGGCCUUCUGGGCGGUGAUUCGGGCGCCUCGUCCACUCCCGCUCCUAGCUCUUCGAGCACAUCUGAUGACCAGAGUGGUGGCCUCCUCGGAGGUAUCUUGGGUGGUGAUUCGAGCUCGAGCUCGAGUUCCUCGUCCGUUCCUGCCACUCCGACCGAAACUCCCGAGUCUCAGACUCCGUCUAGCUCUCCCGUGCCUAGCUCUUCGAGCAGCCCCGACGACCAGGACAGUGGAUUGCUUGGCGGACUCCUAGGUGGUGACUCGAAGACUACGACCAGCUCUUCUGCGUCUAGCACGCCGGCCGGCACCAGCGACGACCAAAGUGGUGGUUUGCUUGGAGGACUUCUUGGAGGUGAUUCCACCAGCUCCAACACUGAGUCGCAAACUCCUGCCAGCACUCCCGCGUCGAACACUGCGAGCGCUAGCAAAGACAAUGACGGCGGCUUGCUUGGAGGCCUCCUUGGAGGUGGCUCGUCCCAGACGACCGGCUCUCCCGCUUCCAGCACUGCCAGCGCCGCCAGUACUAGCAAGGACAAUGACGGUGGCUUGCUUGGAGGACUCCUGGGUGGUGGUUCGUCCCAGACGACCGGCUCCCCCGCUUCUAGCACUGCGAGUGCUAGCAAGGAAAACGAUGGUGGCUUGCUCGGUGGCCUCCUAGGAGGCAGUUCAUCCCAAACGACCAACUCUCCCGCUUCCAGCACCGCCAGCGCCAGCGCCAGCGAAGACAAUGACAGCGGUCUGCUUGGCGGCCUCUUGGGAGGUGACUCCAAGGACAAUUCAACAAGCUCUCCUGCUUCUAGCACUGCAAGCGUCACCAAGGAUAACGAUGGUGGUUUGCUCGGCGGACUUUUGGGAGGUGACUCUACGCAGACCCCAACGAACUCUGCGUCGAGCACAGCCAGCACCAGCAAAGAGAAGGGUCUGCUUGGUGGUAUCCUAGGUGGUGAUGACUCCAGUACUGCGCCCACAGCUAGCAACUCGGGCUCGCCAUCUUCCACUCCUGCCUCGAGCACCAACGGUGGUGGACUGCUUGGCCUUGGAAACAUUCUGGGAGGUGAUGACAGCUCUGCCACGCCCACGGCUAGCAAGACCGGUGGAUCCAACUCGACCGUCACCUCUGCCACGCCCACUAGCACCAAUAACGGCGGUCUUCUUGGACUAGGAAACAUCCUGGGUGAUGAUGACUCGACCAGCACCAGUGCUACACCCGCAUCUAGUACCGCUAGCUCCAGCAAAGAAAAGGGGUUGCUUGGUGGUCUCCUGGGAGAUGAUGACUCUAGCCCUACGCCCACGGCCAAGGGAUCCAACUCUACUGUUGCCACUCCUUCUGCUUCGAGCACCAGCGAAGGUCUUGUUGGCGGUCUUGUUGGUGGCCUGCUCGGAGAUGACGGUAAGCCGACCCCGUCAUCCAGUGGAUUUGCCUCUCCCUCUCCUACUAGCAAGGGUCUGGUCGACGGCCUGGUUGGGGGCCUCCUUGGAGGUGAUUCGACUUCUAGCAAGCCCCUCAUUCGCCCUAGUGGAUCGGGUUCUUCCUCGUUCAGCGUCGGCUCGCCUACUCCCACUCCCAGCGAAGGUCUUCUUGGCGGUCUCUUGGGUGGUUUAUUGGGUGAACCUUCUUCGUCUGGUCUGCAAUCCAUCUCCAUCAACGUCCCUACAUCGACACCUGCCUCCGCGACUUCAUCGGAGGGUCUUUUGGGUGGGCUACUGGGCUCCAUUUUGGACCCUGAGUCUUCUACCAGCGGCUCCCCGAACGCACCAUCCAGCGGCCUGUUCGGUACUUCGAAAUCUCCUACCCCCACCGGCGAAGCUGCUCCCGGUAGCUCUGCCCACCCUACUCCUUCUAGCGGCUUGUUCGGUUCCAACAAGCCAUCGGUGGUAGCUACUAGCAAGGCAUCGCCUACUCCUACGCCGUCUAGCAGCCCGUCUCCUACACCAACCACUGAGCAGCAGACGAGCUCGACCACCACUCAGGCCGUCACCCACAAGCCUACCACGACGGAGGACAACGACUGGGUUCCCUCAACUAUCCUGGUGGAGCCUCCAAGCACUACACACGAAACUGAGACUCACAACACUGCCACUGCGACUAGCCAGCCCACUCAGCUUCCUGGAUCUAUUUCGCCCGCCGGUGGUGUGACCAGCAUCCCUGCCAACUCGUCCCUUAUUCAAAUCGGUUUUAACGGCAAGCUGCGCUACAGCUUUGUGGCCAGCACGACUUUGUCGUCGUCGCAGAUCUUCCUGUACAUCCCGCAAGGUCUUGGAUAUGCUUUGGACGUUCUUGGUGAUGAGAUUUCGAUGUUCGCGAUCCAGCCCUAUGACAACUCUGCCAGCACGGGUUACGUUGCCACUGUUGCCAUGGCUUACAUCCCUACGGACGCGGUCGAAGAGCUGCGUGACCAACUGCACAACCCGGGAUCCCGCCUCUACCACCAAGCCAGCGCAUCUGUCAACGCUCUGAUGUCAAUGAUCGACCCCACCAUCCCUCUGGUCGUUGGUGGGUCCGAUUCUUCCAGCAGUGGAAGCGGCACGUCCAAUGGCGGUGGAUCGAAUGGCAGCAACGAUGGCGAUGAUGACUCCAACUCCAACAACGACAAUGCCGACGGUGGUGCUAGCGGCUCUUCGUCCACUCGCGCUAGCUCUGUUGGUAUUGGUGUUGGUGUUGUGGGUGGUGCCGCCGCUUAUGGUGCUGGUAUGUUCUGGGUGGCCCGUCGCUACCGCAAGAGACGCCAACUUCACCAGCGUACCAACUCGACUGUCGAACAGCAGAGCGAGGGCCGUGGAGGUGGUUCUCCAUUUGCUGCCGGUGGUCGUCUUUCUCCGCACAGUCUCAGGAGCAACCGGACUCAGAUGAUCAGUGCGCCUGUUAUGGCCGAGAACUCUCUGGGAUGGAACUAG